AUCGAUCUCCUCUUAUCCUGUUGCUGGUCUCGGGGAUUUUUUCUUACCGGAGUCUUUUUCCAAAUAUCUUAUUGCUAUUUGCCUCCCUGUGUUAAUCAUUACCAGAACUUACCUCCAAAUACGUUCCAUCCUCGUUCGCUGACUCCGUCAUGGCUUCCGCGCGCGGUCCGCGAUGGCAGCAAUUCCUGCAAGAGUUGGUGAUGGUCGCUGGCACGUCGGCUUCGGCUUAUUUCCUUAUUCGCUACCUCCUCUCCCGCCUUGAUUUCGACCCCGAAAGCCAGAAGAAAGAAGAACAACGACGCAAGUCCGCCGCCAUUCUGCGCAAACUAGACGGAGGCGAAGAGUCCGAGGAAGAUGCGCCGCGCGGCGAAAGAAAGAAAGACCGCCGACCGAAGCGAGGCGACUUGGUUCUCAAUCAGUAUGAGCAGGCCAUUGCGAUGGAUGUGGUGGCUCCCGACGACAUCCCCGUCUCCUUCGAGGAUAUCGGUGGCUUGAGCGAGAUCAUCGAGGAACUCAAGGAGUCCGUGAUCUACCCCCUGACCAUGCCGCAUCUAUACCACUCCACCUCGUCGCUCCUCACAGCCCCCUCUGGUGUUUUGCUGUACGGCCCGCCUGGAUGCGGGAAGACCAUGCUGGCAAAGGCUCUUGCGCACGAGAGCGGGGCAUGCUUCAUCAACCUGCAUAUCUCGACCUUGACCGAAAAGUGGUAUGGCGAUUCAAACAAGCUUGUCAAUGCGGUCUUUUCGCUGGCCCGAAAGCUGCAGCCCUCCAUCGUUUUCAUUGACGAGAUCGACGCCGUGCUGGGAACCAGACGCAGCGGGGAACACGAGGCGAGCGGCAUGGUCAAAGCAGAGUUCAUGACUCACUGGGACGGUCUGACCUCUGCCAAUUCCUCCGGCGAGCCUCAGCGUGUGGUCGUGCUGGGUGCGACCAACCGGAUCCAGGAUAUCGACGAAGCCAUUCUCCGGCGAAUGCCCAAGAAAUUCCCGGUCGUUCUACCGCCGGCGCCGCAGCGUCUCCGGAUUUUGAGCCUGAUCCUCAAGGACACCAAGGUGGACCGAGAGAAUUUCGAUCUCCACUACCUGGUCAAAGCAAUGGCUGGCAUGUCGGGCAGUGACAUCAAGGAGGCUUGUCGUGAUGCGGCCAUGGUUCCGGUUCGGGAGCUCAUUCGACAGAAAAAGGCGGACGGUCAACAAAUGGCAUCCGUCAAUCCCAGCGAGGUCCGAGGUCUUCGAACUGAAGAUUUUUUCACUCGCGCUGGCGGCGUUCGAGUCAUCCCACCACCCAGCCAACUACAGGCACAAUCGAGCAAAGCUAGCUCCGAGAAGGAAUGGGUUUCGGAAUCAGAAGGCGCCUCCGAAGCGGACGCGCGACCGACUGCAGAGAUGAUUGAGCCUCCGGAGUGAUUGAUUCCCAUGUGCAAUGUAUAACCUGACACUCUCCUAUCUUGUCACUUCUACACUUCUAUCCGACACCUGAGAAUCGCCCGCGUCCUCCUCUUCCUCUCUUCUGCGCUCACCUUUCCAUUUACUGAGUAUAAUAACCGACAUCUCCCCACCAGUUUUUCUUCUUCUCUUUCAAGGUAUACGACUGGGUUCUAGUACGGCUACGAGAAAUGUUUUUGUCUAUAGAGCACCCGAUCUUGUUUUGUCUCACUGUAUUAUCAUUAGAUGGACUAUUCAAUGAAUGAUAUUACCUUCCGAUACGCCUAAAUCAAAUGUACAGUCGAUGAA
Aspergillus melleus is the source of this 1733-nucleotide messenger RNA. It is a transcript of the gene MSP1, whose product is annotated as protein-degrading AAA family ATPase MSP1. The record is from RefSeq and is a predicted model, not a curated record. The coding region runs from base 150 to 1406 and encodes 418 amino acids. Gene Ontology annotation, cellular component: mitochondrial outer membrane. The transcript has 2 exons. Gene Ontology annotation, molecular function: ATP hydrolysis activity; ATP binding. Lineage: Eukaryota; Fungi; Ascomycota; Eurotiomycetes; Eurotiales; Aspergillaceae.